Camelus dromedarius (Arabian camel) is the source of this 1895-nucleotide messenger RNA. Its product is annotated as glutathione S-transferase Mu 1. The transcript has 11 exons. The record is from RefSeq and is a predicted model, not a curated record. The coding region runs from base 137 to 1453 and encodes 438 amino acids. Gene Ontology annotation, molecular function: glutathione transferase activity. Lineage: Eukaryota; Metazoa; Chordata; Mammalia; Artiodactyla; Camelidae. Gene Ontology annotation, biological process: glutathione metabolic process.
AGAAGAUCGCUGCCUACAUGAAGUCCAGCUGCUUCCUCCCAGGCCCUUUGUACACAAAGAGUGCGGUGUGGGGCAACAAGUAGUGCCCCGGAAGGCAGGAGCCGGAGUGCGGAGCCAGGGCUGUGCUUGCAGCACCAUGGGCCUGGAGAACAGCCGGACCUCCCUGCACCCCCACCACCAGAUGUCUUGUUCAGAAGGGCCGCACGUUUGUGUGUGCACGGCGGCCUUCACCUCCCUGUGGACGGACCGACAAGGGCAUCUGCCUGACCCUGAGCUGCAUCCUGAGCCGCAUCCUCAGCCUGUACCUGUUUCCCCAAAAGAGAAAGGAACCACAGGCCAACCUAUGUCCUACUCUCCUAAUGUUGAAAUGGCUUCAAACUUCAAAGGGAAAAUUUGGCAAGUAGGAUAUUGCUUUUUUGGAGGUUGUAACCCAAGUCAAACAUCACAGAGUGAUUUCAAAGGACACCUGAGCCAGCCUCUCAUACAGAAAAUCACACAGGGGUCAGGGGCCAGGAUCGGGGCUGGAAUCCGUGGCCCUGGGCAGCAGAGGGUGUGCUGGGCCCACUCUGACUGUGGUCCUGAGGGCAGUCCUCCAACCUCCUGGCUGGUCACCCAAGUGUGGCCGCUCUCUCCAGCAGGCAUCUGGCAAAGGCAUUACAGAGUUGCAGAUCGGCUGGGGGCGGAAUCCAGAAGAGGGGGGCGUGCUUCUGGCCCCGCCUUCACCUCCGGGUCAGAGGAUAAAUUCCCAGCCCAGUUUCUCCGAAGCCUCUCCACUGAGACCGCCUUCAGCAGCACGAUGCCUAUGAUCCUGGGUUACUGGGACAUCCGCGGGCUGGCUCACGCCAUCCGCCUGCUCCUGGAGUACACGGGCUCAGACUACGAGGAGAAGCGGUACACAAUGGGGGACGCUCCUGACUAUGACAGAAGCCAUUGGCUGAACGAAAAAUUCAAGCUGGGCCUGGACUUCCCCAAUCUGCCCUACCUAAUUGAUGGGGCUCACAGGCUCACCCAGAGCAACGCCAUCGUUCGCUACAUUGCUCGCAAGCACAACAUGUGUGGGGAGACAGAGGAGGAGAAGAUUCGAGUGGAUGUUUUCGAGAACCAGGCUAUGGAUGUGCGCUUCCAAAUGGUCAGGCUGUGCUACAGCCCUGAUUUUGAGAAACUGAAGUCUGAUUUCUUGGAGGAGAUCCCUGGAAUAAUGAAGCUCUUCUCAGAGUUUCUGGGGAAGAGGACUUGGUUUGCAGGAGACAAGCUCACCUUUGUGGAUUUCUUGGCUUAUGACGUCCUUGAUGUGUACCGCAUAUUUGAGCCCAAGUGCCUGGAUGAAUUCCCAAACCUGAAAGACUUCAUGAGCUGCUUUGAGGGGCUGAAGAAGAUCUCUGCCUACAUGAAGUCCAGCCGCUUCCUCCCAAACCCUCCAUUCUCAAAGAUGGCCAUGUGGGGCAACAAGUAGUGCCCUGGAAGAGUAGGAGCCGGAGUGCGGAGCCAGGGCUGUGCUGGCAGCGCCAGGGCCCUGGAGAACAGCUGGACCUCCCUGCACCCCCAAGACCAUCUGUCUUUUUCUUUCUCCUUCUAUUCACUCUAGAUGCCUUAUUGGCCCCCUUAUGUCCCUCCCAAUCCCCUUCCAUCCAUCCUUUAAAGUUUCAGCUCCCAACUUCUCUUCAGCAAAUUCCUCCCCUCCCCCACGUUAUCCCUCCUGCACUAAAGCCAACCCGUGAUCCUCCCCUUCCACGGUGGUUUCUGGUAUGAGAAGCCCAAGCAGACCCCAGGCCCAUGGAGCCCUGCUCUCAGCUCCCGGCACUGCCCUGAGGACCAGUAGUGGCCUGUGUGCAGGGCCUGCUUCCCAGUGUAGUUCCUGCCCAGCCCUGUCUGACCCCAGUAAAGCCUUAUUCAUA